AUGAGAGGACAAGUUAAAGUCCUGUGUGCCAGAAGAAGGCGGCAGAGAGGCGAGUGCAGGAGCGUGCGGCGCUUCCGGGUGUGGAGCGAAAAACCUCGGUUGAAGAGCACAGCGGGCUCAUCCCAAGCCCCCCAGCUGAUCCCGCAGCAGUACGGGAUCGGCCCUCCCAUCAACCAGGAUCAGCCCACAGAGGAAGACCUGGUCUGGACCAAACAGCUGAUUGAGAUGCUGAACACAUGCGAGUUGUUCAAUGAUGAGGUGGAGCUGCAGCACAGGGAGAAGGUUGUGAAACAGCUGGAAUCCCUCUUUGAGGAGUGGAUCAUGGAAAUAUGUGAAAAACUGAACUUACCUGAUUACGUGACAGAAAAAGUUAGAGUCAAGUUUCUACCAUUCGGCUCCUAUCAUCUGGGAGUUGACUCCAAAGGCGCUGAUAUCGACGCCCUUUGCGUUGGCACCAGAUUCGUCGAGAGAAAAGACUUCUUCACCUCUUUCUUUGAGAAGCUGAAAGCUCAGAAAGAGGUCAAAAACAUAUGGGCCAUUCAACAUGCAUUUGUCCCCAUCAUCAAAAUGUCAUAUGAUGGAAUUGAGAUCGACUUAGUCUUUGCCCGAUUGUUACGCGAAAGCGUCCCAGACAUUCUGGAUCUUCAAAACAACUCCUGGCUGAAGGAGAUCGACAAAGAGUCCAUCUUGAGUGUCAAUGGCUACAGAGUUACUGCAGCGAUCCUGAGGUCUGUGCCGAACAUCCACAACUUUAGACUGGCUUUGAGAGCCAUCAAGCUGUGGGCCAAACGUCGAAACAUUUACUCCAGCAAGCUGGGCUUCUUGGGAGGUGUGUCGUGGGCCAUACUGGUGGCCAGAAUCUGCCAAGUGUACCUGAACGCCACAGCGUCCACCCUGGUCAUCAAAUUUUUUAAAGUUUACAGCCUGUGGGAUUGGCCUCUCCCGAUUGAGUUGAAGCGUCCGGAGAGCUGCGACUUAGACCUUCCUGUUUGGAAUCCCACGGUUAAUCAAAAUGACCUGAUGCCCAUCAUCACCCCGGUGUACCCGCAGCAGAACACGGCAUUCAACGUGUCUCCCUCCACCCUGGUCAUCAUGACGGAGGAGAUCCAACGGGGCUUUGCCAUCACUGAAAAUAUACAAAAGAAGAAAGCGGACUGGUCCAAACUGUUUGGAGCAUCAAACUUUUUAAAGAAAUACCAGCAUUUCAUCCAGUUGCAAGCUUCCUCGGCCACAGAGAAGCAGCAUCUCGAAUGGGUUGGCCUGGUGGAGUCAAAAAUACGACUCCUGGUCAGAAUGCUGGAAAGAAAGCCGUGCGUUAACCGGGCCCACGUUAACCUCCAGUCCUUCUCUGGAUCCAGCGAGCUCAAUCACAAAGAGAGAAAGAUCACAAAGUGGCUGAUUGGACUGGACUUCAAUGUGAAGGGGUCUAAUAACCUGAAAAAAGACCUGACCUGCUCCCUCAUGUCCUUCUCUGAUACACUCUACAGUCUGGCAAAACGCUGCCAGGUCUACAAAGAGGGGAUGACCAUUUCGGCCACGUACAUGGCCGAGGACAACCUCUGCUGGGAGGCGCCGGGCGAACUAUUCCAAAAGGUAUCGGCAUUAGCUGCUCACUGCUCCGCCGUCCAGGCGUCCACGUCCAGCCAACCUGCUGCAACCUCCCCCGCUCCACGGGACACGAGGAGACAUUGUUCUACCCACCCAGAGGCCUCAUCCAAGAGAUUCAAGUCUGGCGAGGAGCCAACAACCCAAGGCCCCGGCUCUAAUGAGUCCUCGGGCUUCUCCGUCAGCGUGAGUCCGUCUCAGAGUGUGAGCCAAGCGAGCAUCGACAGACCCGGCACUCCUGAGCCCGAGAACACAAGCGAGCGAGUCAAAAUCGACCAGAAUCUGCCCACUGCUGAGCUGUUGGACCUGCCCUCCGUCCUCACCAGGCCUGCUGCAGCCGUGAAACGGGCCAUCAGGAUUCAACUCCUCAUGUACGCGCACAGAAUUAGGAACCGCGACUUCUCCGUGACACGUGUACAUCAGAUCCUAGUUCUCCCGGUGCGAGUAGAUCACUGGGAAUGUUGA
Molecule: messenger RNA, 2070 nt
Organism: Cyclopterus lumpus (lumpfish)
Lineage: Eukaryota; Metazoa; Chordata; Actinopteri; Perciformes; Cyclopteridae
Product: poly(A) polymerase type 3-like
Exons: 18
Coding region: 1-2070 (689 amino acids)
Cellular component (GO): nucleus
Molecular function (GO): poly(A) RNA polymerase activity; RNA binding
Source: RefSeq, a predicted model, not a curated record